AUGAACUAUACCAAAGAGAGUCAUGCAAAGCUUGACUUGAAGCUAAACUUGUCACCAGCAAGAGGAGAACCUUCAUCACCAAGAAGAUCAUCAUCAUCUUCUUCUUCUUCUUCAUUGGAGAUCGUCAGAUCACCGGUCAGCUCCUGUGUUUCUCGAGAACCGAGCCCCUGCGAUGACCCGCCAUAUUCCGGUUACCCUAGUAGCCCAGACGCAGCUCCAAUGAUGCUUGUGGGAUGCCCUAGAUGUUUAAUGUAUGUUAUGUUAUCAGUAAAUGAGCCAAAAUGCCCUAAAUGCAAGAGCACUGUCUUGCUUGAUUUUUUCCAUGAGGAAAGAAUCAAGAACUCAAAGUGA
Molecule: messenger RNA, 351 nt
Organism: Lycium barbarum (goji berry)
Lineage: Eukaryota; Viridiplantae; Streptophyta; Magnoliopsida; Solanales; Solanaceae
Product: protein GL2-INTERACTING REPRESSOR 1-like
Exons: 1
Coding region: 1-351 (116 amino acids)
Source: RefSeq, a predicted model, not a curated record